Prorocentrum cordatum is the source of this 1022-nucleotide messenger RNA. Lineage: Eukaryota; Dinophyceae; Prorocentrales; Prorocentraceae. The record is from the annotation of a GenBank genome assembly.
CCAACAGCGAGCGCUGGUGCCUCAUGGUGGACCCCCAGGGGGCGCAGGGGGUGGUGUGGGUGAAGCAGAAGGAGGCCGACCGCGGGCUGGCCGUCACCCGCAUGGGGCACUCCAAGAUGGUUCACACGUUCGAGGCUGCCAUCCAAGGCGGACACAGCGUCCUCAUCGAGAACAUGGGCGAGCAGGUCGACGCCGUGCUGCAGCCCGUCAUCGCGCGCAACUACAUCAAGCGCGGCGGUCGUCUGCUGCUGAAGAUCGGGGACAAGGAGGUAGUCUCCAGCCCGGAGUUCCGUCUCUUCAUGCAGACGAAGUUGUCGAAUCCGCACUACCAGCCGGAGGUCCAGGCCGAGUGCACGGUCAUCAAUUUCACCGUUACCGAGACUGGACUUGAGGAGCAGCUGCUCUUCUUGGUUGUGAAGCUGGAGCGUCCAGACCUCGCCCGGCAAAAGUCGGACGUGAUCCAGCAGCAGAACGAGUUCAAGGUCCGGUUGGCCGAGCUUGAGGCCCAUCUUCUGGAGAAGCUCUCCAGCGCCGAGGGCGACAUCCUCGAGGAGACGUUGAGCUCAUUCAGAGCCUCGAAGACGCCAAGGCCACUUCCGACGAGGUGAAGGAGAAGGUCGCGUUCGCCCAGGACGAUCAACGUAACUUCGGAGAGCUACCGCGACGCGGCUGCCCGCGGUGCGUUGCUGUUCUUCCUGAUGAUGGACCUUGGGAAGAUGCACUCUUUCUACAAGGAUAUUCCCUCGACGCCUUCGUGAUGGUUGUGAGCCGCGCGGUGCACAGCGUGAAGAUCAAGAAGCCAGAUGUGCCCCCGCCGAAGACCGUGCAGUUGGAAGAUCUGGACCCUGACCUGAAGGCGUCCAACGAGGAGGAGCUCGAGCUGAACCGCAACUCUCACCCUCGACGCUCUUUCCCCGCGGUGUAGGCCGCCUCCACGAGGGGCCGCUCGUGUCCCUGAUUCGUGCCCGUCGCCUCUGCGUUCAGAGUCGGUCGCGAGGGCUGGUCCCGAGUCAUGUGCGAGA